Messenger RNA from Oreochromis aureus, 2595 nucleotides. RefSeq names its product transcription factor HES-7-like. Gene Ontology annotation, cellular component: nucleus. The record is from RefSeq and is a predicted model, not a curated record. The transcript is spliced from 3 exons. Gene Ontology annotation, biological process: regulation of neurogenesis; anterior/posterior pattern specification; regulation of transcription by RNA polymerase II. Gene Ontology annotation, molecular function: RNA polymerase II cis-regulatory region sequence-specific DNA binding; protein dimerization activity; DNA-binding transcription factor activity, RNA polymerase II-specific. The coding region runs from base 1 to 633 and encodes 210 amino acids. NCBI's taxonomy places the organism in Eukaryota, Metazoa, Chordata, Actinopteri, Cichliformes, Cichlidae.
AUGGCCUAUAAGGUCGGGUUAAUAAAAUCUCAGGUGGAGAAACGUCGAAGGGAGAGAAUGAACCGCAGUUUGGAGUGUCUGAGGACCAUGUUGCUGCAGGAGCCACAUAAAGGGUCCACUCAGCACCGAGUGGAGAAAGCUGAGAUACUAGAGCACACAGUCCUCUUCCUCCAGAACACUGCCAAAGGAGACAAGACUACAGGUGGAGGUGGGGACCAGAAACGCUCCUUCCAGGACGGUUUCUGCACUUGCCUGCAGAGAGCUGCGGGGUUUCUGGGCCCCGAGGGGAAAGGGUCGGAGCUCGGAUCGGCGCUGGAUGCAGCUUUCGCCGCACGUUUGGCCCGUUCAGACUCACAGCCCGAAGGUCUCCAAAGCAGAAACUUUGUGCCACACGCAAAGUUUAUUCUGCGGAUGCUGAGGCAGAAGUCCAAGCUCAGACUGCCGGCACGUGCCUCCGGGGAGAAACGUUUGAUCCGACCUUACCCACUCCCACUCCAACAAAGGUUUCCCAGAGUCCCCAAACAGCCUCAGAAACAAAGAGAGUCUGAGAUCAGAGCGGAGAGAGGAGCGACCAAACAGAGCUCAUCCCAGAGCUCCCCGUCCAGCCAGACUUUGUGGAGACCUUGGCCCUGAUCAACAGGAAGUGACUUCAGAACUAUCAAUGACUAUAAACUAUUUAGCAAAAACACACAACUACUUUUUAAAAACUGUAGUCUUAUAAAGACGCAUAACUUCAGGUCCUGUAAAUAUUGUAAAUAGUCGAGUAUGACUUGAGCUGUAUGUGUAAUAGGGUCGAUUCACUGUUUUAAAUACUUUUCAAUGAGCUCAGUCAACCAUGUAAGUGGCUCAGGCGAACGGGGACUCUCUCAGGCUGCGACACAGGUGAGCUGGAUCAGCCCAGCGGUCCAGCUGGGAUUGCUGCGCUGAAGAGCGAGUGAAGAGGUGAGUUUCACGAAGCCGAGGAGAUUUUGUCCUCUUUGAAAGCUGCUACUAUGUGCCGUCAUGAUUAAAGAGCAUGCUGCGGUAGUGGAUAAUGACUGAGUGUCCAUCCAUCACAUUUCCAGGUGUGGAAGCUCAGGGUUUGAGGCUGGGAGACCCACGCAGCCCUUCAUAUUCACCUCUCUGCUGGAACGAGCGACAUCGGUGUCUCUGUGUACAACAUCACUUGUAUUCAAUCUGAAGAUAUUUCAGGUCGAUUUUUGCACAAUAAUUUAUUCUGGAUUUCUCCCUAUGAUGAGCUGUACUCUUCAAAGUUCAAACAAACAAAAUAAAUCUUUAAAAACAUGUCGUGUGAUUGUUUCAAGAUUAAAGGAAACCCGGAGGCAUUUUACUCUGGCAGCUCUUUUUAGUCCGAGGCAGAGGUGUGAAGCUCGACCUCCUGCAGAGUUACAUCCUCCAGGUGUGAAGUCUGGUCAUGAAAUGAAAGAGCUCAGCAGCAGCUCUCACUUCAAAGACAUCGCAGAUAGCCAUUGUCGCACUUUAUUUACUGGCACUGAAAGACUUUUGGAUUAAGAUUAGUUGAUAUAGUUCAGAUAAUUUAAGACAACUCAAUAAUAUUAAUAACUACAUCCACUUUUUUCUGCAUCAUCCAGUUUCAUUUCUCACAGAGUUGCCUUUAAACAUAUUUAGAAUAGCAGGAUCCAUUAAAGUCAAGAUCAUUUCACAUAAUUAACACACAGCUCACAUCUGCGUUUGUUUCCUUUGUAUUCAGCGUCUAUCCUGUCACCAGCAUCGCCCCCAGCUGCUCAGAGGUCAUUUGUUUUCCACAUGUGUGUGGUGUCAGGUCCCAGGGAGCAAAACGUGUCUUAACCCCUAUUUUAAGGAUCAGUGGCAUUUUUUCCCCCCUAUCAGCACCGUUAGUUUGAAACUAUAUUGUAGGCUUUAUGUGACACCAGCAGUGAUAAAUCACUUUAUCAAUGCUGGUCAUCAUGCCCUUUUGCUGCUAAAGUAUUUAUACCUACAUUCUACAUCCAUACUCCAUACUGGUACUCAGGUCGUUACACUCUAUUUAUUGUAUUAUUUUAUUACUUGUUAUUCUGUUUUGUUAAAAAAGAACAAAAAAAAACAAAAAACAACCCAACUAUUUAUUUAAUACUUUUUAAAUUCUGCUUCUUCGUUAUUCUGUUUCUUUUCGCUCCGGGACCGUGUGUACAUAAUUUCGUUCCACCUCAUGUAAACAUGUGAUGCGAACGACAAAUAAAGCUCCUUGAAUCCUUACAGUUCUCAUACACAUUUUAUAUGAAGUGCAAUUUAUGGACCCUAAAUGCCUCAUCACUUCUGGUCCUGCAACUUCCCCCAACAAAACAUUUUCUCCAUUAAUUUCAUUCUUCUGAAGAAAAUAACUGUAGUAACUUCUUGACAGAGUUUUACUGCUUUGUGGCUCCGUCAGCACCAUUAUACUUGUAUAUUAUAUAUAAUGUACAUGUACAUAUAACACCCACCCCUGUUGGUGUUAUAUAUACAUACAUUUUUGAAUCAGGUACUGGAGCUGGACCAGCUGGGGAACAGGGAAAUUUGAUGCUCAGAUGGGCACUGACAGUGAAACCUGGAGGGGUGGGAAUGAUAAUUAGGAACAGUCUGCAUGAUCUAAACUUG